Molecule: messenger RNA, 588 nt
Organism: Juglans microcarpa x Juglans regia
Lineage: Eukaryota; Viridiplantae; Streptophyta; Magnoliopsida; Fagales; Juglandaceae
Product: metallothionein-like protein type 2
Exons: 3
Coding region: 91-330 (79 amino acids)
Molecular function (GO): metal ion binding
Source: RefSeq, a predicted model, not a curated record
UGAGGUCCCUAUUUCCAAAGUCUGGCUUAGAAUUUCUGAUUCCAAUAAUAUUCCUUCUUUACAGAAUUAGGUACUGAGCUGAAGAAAAUCAUGUCUUCCAGCGGAGGAAGCUGCAGUUGUGGCUCCAGUUGCAAGUGCGGCAGUGGCUGCAAUUGCUCCAGCAUGUAUCCUGACCUGGGUUUCUCAGAGAAGACCAGCACCAAGACCAUCAUCGCUGGGGUUGCACCAGCCAUGAAGAUCUACAACGAGGAGUCUGAGAUGAGCUUUGUAGCUGAGAAUGGCUGCAAGUGUGGAUCAAACUGCACCUGCGACCCAUGCAACUGCAAAUGAGCAAAAAGCCUCCGACAAAUUAAUAGCCCAAAUAAAUCAAGCAUCGGUUUGCUGUUGGUUUUUAUCAGUAAAAAAAGGGUUGAAUCUGAUCUGCUUGUGUAGUACUCCAUAUGUAUGCUUAAGUUGUAAAAUUAAUAAGAUCGCCAUGGGUUUUGCAACUCCAUUGCUUUGGAUUGCAGAAUAUUGUUUAAUUCAUGGCUACUUUGGUGUGUGAGAGUUAUAGAAAUCUUAUGUGCAACUGCUGCUUUUAUUCAUGUA